Molecule: messenger RNA, 1424 nt
Organism: Tilletiopsis washingtonensis
Lineage: Eukaryota; Fungi; Basidiomycota; Exobasidiomycetes; Entylomatales
Exons: 2
Coding region: 286-1251 (321 amino acids)
Biological process (GO): regulation of DNA-templated transcription
Molecular function (GO): DNA-binding transcription factor activity
Source: RefSeq, a predicted model, not a curated record
CUCCUCCAAGCACCUCCCUCCUCGCGUCGCCCUCUCCAGCCUCUGGCACACCCCGCGCUCGACCAGCGCACCAUCUCCUUCUGGCACACCCUACAGCACCACAUCGCCACUCUCCCACAAUGCUCUGCCUUGCCUAAGCGCCUCUGCUCGUCGUCCGACGAACACCCCACCCCCAACCCACCCAGACACAACGCCGCGACUCGCCCACCAUGGUGCGCCCAACAUGCCUCUUCCUCGGCACUGCCUCGACACAACAACAACAACAGCAACAACAAGCCAGUCAGAAUGAGCAACAGUCUUGCACAGCUGGCGGGCCAGGAGUUCACUUCUGAGCCCGUCGACUUUUCCUUUCCCGUGCACUCUUCGCCCUUUGAGGCGCUCAGCGCCGACGACUUCUUCUCCUCUCCGGAGUGGAGCACGAGCGACAGCAGCACGGACCCGUCGCCGGCGCUCUCCGCGGCCUUCGACUUCUCCUCGUGCGAUGCCACGCCGCUGCUCGAGCACGACGACAUGCCGCUCGACGAGUCGUACGACGCAUACGCCGCACUGCCGCUCUUUGGCGGCGCCGGCCUCGACGGCUUCGCCGACAGCAAGAGCCUCGCCAGCCUGCCGCUCGGCGGCACGACACAGGCCGAGGGCAUGAAGCUGCCGCUCCUCACCGACGCCGCGGCACUGCUCAACGCCUUUGGCGGUGCUGCACUGCACGAUGCACAGGCCGAGGCGCCCACCACCGUGUCCGGCGCCGAGCUUCUCGCCGUCGAGGCUGCCUCUACCGUCGUCGAGCCCGCCGUCGAGGCUCCGGCACCGACGUCGGCACUCGACCUACCGGCACUGCACGGCAUCAAGCGUCGCGCGACGGCCGACGAGCUCCUGCCGCUCGACGCGCCCAUCCAAGCUCGUCACUACGCUUCGCCGUCGAGCACCAGCCGCAAGGCCAUCAAGGCUCUCCCGGCUCGCAAGCGUCGUGCUGCCGCUGCCGCUGCCGCUUCUGGCGCAUCGACGCCCGUCGCCGAAGCUACGCCGGCUUCGCCCGAAGGCGACUGCGAAGCCUCCUUUGCGCUCGCCGAGGCCAAGAUCGCGGCGACGCGCGACCCGGUCGCUGCCAAGCGUCUGAGCAACACGCUCGCCGCCCGUCGCAGCCGUCACCGCAAGGCCGAGGAGCUCAAGACGCUGCACGACACCAUCGCGGCGCUCAAGGAGGAGUGCGAGGGCUGGAAGCGCCGGUGUCUUGCGCUUGAGGCCGAGCAGUGACGAGCAGCGCUCUUCGUCGUCUCGCUCCACGUCCGUUCGUUCCCGCACGCUCACCGAUCAAAAAUCUUUCGCAUCCUUGCGUCGCAUACCCAAGACGACGCACCUACUGCUCGCCUCUUUCUCGCUCGCUCUUUCGCAUCUCUCCCGCUCCCUUCGCUUGACCCACUGUCUCG